GGAAGCGCAUUGCAAGCUAAAGUAGUAAUGGCUAAGCUUUAUCUUAAUAAGCUCUUUCCUAAGCUUGCUUCCUCUCUUGCCGUUCUUCUUCUUCUUUGUCAAUUUGGCUAUGUAGCCUGUCAAUCAACGGAUUCCUCUGACAGCCCGCUGUUGCCUGAAGAUGAAGCAAAGGCUUUGGAUGAAUUGAUGACCACGUUACGGUGGGAUACUUUUCAACAAAUCUCACGCUCGUCUUGUGACAAUAAUUAUCGAGGCAUCAAAUGCAAUUGCACUUAUGAGAACCGCACAGUUUGUCACGUCACCGGCCUAGAUCUCUCAAACCGCGAAUUAGACGGACGAAUCCAAGCUGAAGCCUUGACUAGUCUCGUUUUCCUAGAAGAAAUUGAUUUGUCCAACAAUCAACUUUAUGGUAGCAUCCCUGUCACCGUGGGGAACUUGCCUUCACUCACCUCUCUCGAUCUCUCUACAAACUUCCUCAAUGGCUCCAUACCUUCAUCUUUGGGGAAUUUAUCGUCCCUCCAAUAUCUCCUUCUCUCGAGAAACCUCCUAAGUGGCUCCAUACCUUCAUCUUUGAGGAAGUUAUCGUCCCUCUAUUAUCUGAGUUUAUCGUAUAAUAUGUUAUCAGGUCAAAUCCCUAAAGAAUUGGGCAACCUCUCUAAUCUCCAAUCGAUGUACUUGGACUUCAAUGAACUCAGUGGUCAGCUUCCACCAGAACUUGGAAGAUUGCGAUCUCUAUAUUUUUUAGACUUGAGCUCCAACAAUUUGAGUGGAGAACUGCCGGGAAAUUACGCCAACUUUACUUCGGAUCAAUUGUUUUUGUUUAGCGUAGCUGGGAACCGUUUGACUGGUCAAAUACCAAGGUUCAUUGCGAAGUGGACUGCACUCUAUAUGCUGUCCCUCUCCGGGAAUGAUUUUGAAGGAGAGCUUCCUCUUGAACUUCUUCUUAACAUGCCAUAUCUCGGAUACUUGGCGGUUAGUGAUGUAAAUAGCUCGGCCGGUUUCCCUUUCCCAAAAUAUGCAAACAUGACGAGAAUAAGAUACCUGGUGAUAAGGAAUUGCUCAAUAAGUGGUGAAAUCCCCCCCUACAUUGGUGAUUGGUCAUCGUUAAAAUACCUAGACUUGAGCUUUAACAACUUAUCGGGUGGAAUACCAGAUUCCAUGGAAAACCAGACUUUAAGUAAGAUGUUUCUCACAGGAAAUAUGCUUAGUGGCACAGUGCCUCCCUGGCUUCCUCAUAAAAUUGAGGACAAGGCGGACUUGUCACAUAAUGAUUUUGAUGAUGGUACGAAGAAAGGAGAAGGAAAGCUGAACAUUCAACCGAACAGGUAUGAUAAUAUCCUCCAUAUGGUGUCAUUAAUUUAGAACAAAUGAUCAUGAGUUAUUUCUUACCAAUUUUGUUUGCUAUUUCUAGGAAUUCUAUAAGUGAUUUGAAAAAUAAAUGUCGGGGAAAACCAAAGUACGAUUCCUUAUAUAUAAAUUGUGGAGGAGCAAACACAGUUUUUGAUGGGAAAGAGUUUGAAGGAGACAGUGCAACAUUAAAUUACUAUAACACUACAAAAGGAAAUUGGGCUUAUUCUUGUUCUGGAGACUUUGGUUCGGAA
Messenger RNA from Populus trichocarpa (black cottonwood), 1601 nucleotides. Its product is annotated as LRR receptor-like serine/threonine-protein kinase GSO1. Gene Ontology annotation, molecular function: protein binding. The record is from RefSeq and is a predicted model, not a curated record. The transcript is spliced from 18 exons. Lineage: Eukaryota; Viridiplantae; Streptophyta; Magnoliopsida; Malpighiales; Salicaceae. Bases 28 to 1362 code for a protein of 444 amino acids.